CAGAGCCUUUAACCCUUCUUUUCUUCGCGUGAAUUCUCUCUCUCUCUCUCGUGUCAAAAAGAAAGAAAUACCAAGGUUAUGUAUUCCAUACAAAGAAAUGUAUUUCUUGUUUAAAUUCGCGGUUAUUUAUUACUGCUUCGUUGCACCGAAGUCUGAAUCAGUUUGUCACUUGCUGAUUAAGAGAGUCAUGCUGUCCACGUCCUGAGAGGCUCGACCUGUGAUUCUCACCUGCCCGGCGGAAAAGUCCCACACUGAAAAGCCAGCCAGUCCAAACGUCCUGCCCGGGGCUGUGGUGGACGCCCCCGGCAGGGAGGAGGGUUUCACCUCGACAGCCACCGCGUCGCCCUGGCGAUGAGAGGAAGACACGCGAAACAUGGCGGCGACUCUGAGCGGCGAGUUUGCAGACUUGGCGCAAAUCAAAAAGCAGCUAAUUUCAGUUAUAGCCCAGUGUAAGGAGAGAGGGCUCGUCCACAGUGUGAAGUGGGCUUCGGAGUUGGCCUUCUCACUGCCUUCCCUUCCUCUGGACGAGGUUCCCCCGGCUCUCCCGCUCACUGAGGAGGAUGCUCUGGAUCUGGACGCCCUCUGCUUGGCCAAGUCGUAUUUCGACCUGAAGGAGUACGACCGGGCUGCCUACUUCCUACGGGGCUGUCGCAGUCAGAAAGCUUACUUCCUGUACAUGUACUCACGAUACCUGUCAGGAGAGAAAAAGAAGGAUGACGAGACUGUUGACAGCCUGGGUCCUCUGGAGAAGGGCCAGGUCCGCAAUGAGGCACUGCGGGAGCUGCGGGUGGAGCUCAGUAAGAAGCACAGCGCCGGAGAGCUAGACGGAUUCGCCCUUUACCUGUAUGGGGUGGUUCUGCGGAAGCUGGACUUGCUGAAGGAGGCGGUGAACAUCUUUGUAGCUGCCACACAUGCGCUUCCUCUCCACUGGGGGGCAUGGUUGGAACUGUGUAACCUGAUCACCAACACUGAAAUGCUGAAGUCUCUGUCCCUUCCGGACUGCUGGGUGAGGGACUUCUUCAUGGCACACGUGUACACAGAGCUGCAGAUGAUUAAAGAGGCUCUGCAGAAGUACCAGAGUCUCACAGAGGCCGGCCUCACCAAGAGCACCUACAUCAUCUCGCAGAUCGCUGUGGCCUACCAUAAUAUACGAGAUAUUGACCAGGCCUUAGGUUUGUUCAACGAACUUCGGGAGCAAGACCCUUUUCGCAUUGAGAACAUGGACACCUUCUCCAAUCUUCUGUAUGUCAGGAGCAUGAAGCCAGAGCUCAGUUACUUGGCUCAUAAUCUAGUAGAGAUCGACAAGUACAGAGUGGAGACAUGCUGUGUGAUUGGGAACUACUACAGCCUGCGCUCGCAGCACGAGAAGGCGGCGCUGUACUUCCAGCGGGCGCUGAAGCUGAACCCCCGAUGCCUGGGUGCCUGGACCCUCAUGGGCCACGAGUACAUGGAGAUGAAAAACACCUCGGCCGCCAUCCAGGCCUACAGACACGCCAUUGAGGUGAACAAGCGAGACUAUCGAGCCUGGUAUGGACUUGGACAAACCUAUGAGAUCCUCAAAAUGCCCUUCUACUCACUCUACUACUACAGGAAAGCCCACCAGCUCAGACCGAACGACUCGCGUAUGCUGGUGGCCCUGGGGGAGUGCUAUGAAAAGCUCUCUCAACAAAUCGAAGCCAAGAAGUGUUACUGGCGAGCAUACUCAGUAGGGGAUGUGGAGAGAAUGGCUCUUCUUAAACUGGCGAAGCUUCAUGAGCAGUUGAAUGAGUCAGAUGAUGCUGCCCAGUGUUAUAUUAUCUACAUCCAAGACAUCUUCUCCUGUGGGGAGCAGCUGGAGCAUGCUGAAGUGAGCACAGCCCUGCGCUACCUGGGUCAGUACUACUUCAAAAACAAACUGUACGAUGAGGCCUCGCUGUGCGCUCAGCGCUGCUGUGACUACAACGAUGCGCGUGAGGAGGGGAAGGCCCUGCUGAGGCAGAUCUCAGCCGUGCGGGAGCAGGGAGAGUCGUCUUCCACAGACCUGUCCCUACCCAUUGUCUUCAACCCCCUCUCCAACACCACGACACCUGUCAGAAGAGUGGCUCCUCUGGACCUGUCCUCCGUCACACCCUAACGCUGGACUAGUGUGGGGUUUUGGUUUUUUUUUGGUUUGGGGUUUUUUGAGUUGUGUUUUUUGUUUUUUUUGCUUGUUUUUUAAAAAAAAU
Electrophorus electricus (electric eel) is the source of this 2204-nucleotide messenger RNA. It is a transcript of the gene cdc23, whose product is annotated as CDC23 (cell division cycle 23, yeast, homolog). Gene Ontology annotation, biological process: cell division; protein ubiquitination; positive regulation of mitotic metaphase/anaphase transition. Gene Ontology annotation, molecular function: protein binding. NCBI's taxonomy places the organism in Eukaryota, Metazoa, Chordata, Actinopteri, Gymnotiformes, Gymnotidae. The record is from RefSeq and is a predicted model, not a curated record. Gene Ontology annotation, cellular component: anaphase-promoting complex.